ACAGAGUAGAUUUUCGUUUUUGUACUUCACUCUAAAAGAUCCUUUUGAGUUUCUAUCCUACAUAUUUGUUCUUAAGAAACUUGAAUAAUAGGAUUUUCUAUGUAAUCAACUAACACAUACGAAAAAGCAUACAGCCAUUUUAUUUGUUUUAAGUUUUAUGGAACUUCACUUUGUGGUGUACUCAGCUUGGUAUUUUGUGUUGAUAUUGUUUCAGUAACAUGAUGCUUUAAUCAUUUGGUUGCUUGAGUGAGAAUUGUUGGUUUAGGAUUAUGUUAUUCCUAUGACCAUUAUUUUAUGCUGCCUCUUUAUUAGGUCAUGUAUCUCCAGCAGGAUAGCCAAGGUUCUUCAUAAGACUGUGUUUAGGAAGGUGAGUACUGAGGCCUUUUCAAACUUAUGAAGACGUCUUUGAUUUUCACCAAACUUGUAUGAAAAAACAUAGUAAGGAAUUGCUUUUGUGAUAUUUAUCAACUAGUGGACUGUGAAUUUGUCUUUAUUUAAGAAUAUAAUGCUCCACUUAAUACAUAAAAAUUCUUCUCCCUUAAGAAUUCUUUAUUCUUUUCCAGUCCAUGUUUAAUGUUUUGAGCUGGAAAAUAUUGAGCAAAAUCAAAAUGGUUCUUUCCUGACUACUUCAUUUGCCUUUUCCCCCAGCUUUCCUUCCAGAAUCUUCUGUUCAUUGUUAACAGCAGCACAGAAUGGAUGGAUCACUGAAUCCAGUAUCAUUUGAAGAUGUGGCUAUAGACUUCAGCUGGGAGGAGUGGCGGGACCUUGACAUUGCUCAGAGGAUCCUGUGUAGGGAUGUAAUGCUGGAGACCUACAGCAACUUGGUGUCCUUGGGGCACUGUGUUUCUGAACCCAAGUUGGAGGAAGGUACAGAACCGUGUAUGGGAGAAGUACUAGAAAUGAAUUUCCCAGAAAUGAAUGACAUGAUUAAGACUUGCCACGAAAGGCCAGAUGAAUGGCUAUAUGAAGUAGCAGUCACUAAUAGCAACAAAGUAAAGGAAAGAGUGAAUUCAGUAAGAAAUUUUCAUUUGACUUUAAAACAUAUGCCAGAGCUGAUUAGGAAUAAUAAGUCUUUAGCAAUGGGGACUGAGGAAAUCAUUACAUGUCAAAACCUGUUUCUCUAUAGUGAGCCUGAUGGGAUGCGUGAUCCAUGCAGACCUGUUGUCUCUCAUGUAGCUGAGCAAGCGCUUAGACAUUGGAAGCAUUUUAUUCAACAAUCUGAGAGUCCUUAUGAGCAUCAGUAUUUUAAAGAUGGAGGAGAAGGAAUGGUAUUAAACUCAGAGACUAUUUUCUCUAGACAUAAGUAUGUUUGUGCGGGAAAUCUCCCUUACAACCAUAGUGAAUAUAGAGAAAGCAAUUGUAAGUCAGCUCACAUUGUCCAAGAAAUACUUCAAGGAGUGAAGAAACCACCUGAAUGUACUGUGUCAGGGCAAACAAUCUAUUUAAGACCUACUACAGUCAGUACACAUCAGAAAAACCAUACUGGAGACGAUCCCUAUUCUUAUAGUGAAUGUGAGAAAUGUUUCAGUAAGGAAAUGCACUUUACUAACCAUCAGAGCAAAUAUUCAGAGCAGUCUGAUAAGUAUACCAAAUGUAGAAAGAAACCUUAUGAAUGUAACAAAUAUGGAAAGUUCUUUACAAACAAUUUAUAUCUAAGAAAACGUAAGAAAAUUAACACUAGCAAGAAACUUUAUGAAUGUAACCAGUGUGGGAAAUCCUCCAGGCAGCAGGCAAAUAUUAGUACACCUAAGAGAAUACAUACAGGAGAGAAACCUUAUGAAUGUACAACAUGUGGAAAGUCCUUCAGGUUGAUGUCAUCUCUAAGUAAUCAUAAGAGAAUUCACACAAGAAAGAAACCUUAUGAAUGUAACACAUGUGGAAAGUGUUUCAUUAAGAAGACAUAUCUUAGUGCUCAUCAGAGAACACACACAGGAGAGAAACCUUAUGAAUGUAACCAGUGUGGGAAGUCUUUCAACCAGAAGAUAAGUCUUAGUAGACAUAAGAGAACACAUACAGGAGAGAAACCUUAUGAAUGUAACCAGUGUGGGAAGUCCUUCAGUUAUAGUUCAAGUCUAAGUAAUCAUAAGAGAAUUCACACAGGUGAAAAACCAUAUGAAUGUAACCAGUGUGGGAAAUCCUUCACGCAGCAGGCACAUCUUACUACACAUAAGAGAACACAUGCAGGAGAGAAACCUUACAAAUGUACAAUAUGUGGAAAGUCCUUCACAACAAUGUCAUCUCUAAGUAAUCAUAAGAGAAUUCACACAGGAGAGAAACCUUAUGAAUGUAACAUAUGUGGAAAGUGUUUCAUUGAGAAGACAUUUCUUAGUGUUCAUCGAAGAACACACACAGGAGAGAAACCUUAUGAAUGUAACCAGUGUGGGAAGUCCUUCAGGAAGAGUUCAUAUCUAAGUAGACAUAAGACAGUCCAUACAGGUGAAAAACCAUAUGAAUGUAACCAGUGUGGGAAGUCUUUCAUCCUGCGGUCAUAUCUUACUGAACAUAAGAGAACACAUACAGGAGAGAAACCUUAUGAAUGUAACAUAUGUGGAAAGUCCUUCCGUAACCUCUCAAAUCGACGUAGACAUAAGAAAAUUCACACAGGAGAGAAACCUUAUGAAUGUAACCAGUGUGGGAAGUCCUUCAGGAAGAGUUCAUAUCUAAGUAGACAUAAGACAGUCCAUACAGGUGAAAAACCAUAUGAAUGUAACCAGUGUGGGAAGUCUUUCAUCCUGCGGUCAUAUCUUACUGAACAUAAGAGAACACAUACAGGAGAGAAACCUUAUGAAUGUAACAUAUGUGGAAAGUCCUUCCGUAACCUCUCAAAUCGACGUAGACAUAAGAGAAUUCACACAGGUGAAAAACCAUAUGACUGUAACCAGUGUGGGAAAUCCUUCAGCCAGCAGGCAAAUCUUAGUAAACAUAAGAGAAGACAUAUAGAAGAGAAUCUUAGGAAUGGAACACAUGUAGAAAGUCCUUUACCCACUUGUCAGCACUCGAGAAGCACAAGAGAAAUCAUAUAGGUGAGAAAGUAUGAAUAUUCCAAAUGUGAAUAGUCUUUUACCUAGAGGUCACUCCUUAACUUGCAUAAGAAAAUUCACAGAGGUGAAAAACCUUAUCAGUGGGCCCUGGGAAUAUGGUUUAGUGGUAGAGUGCUUGCCUUGCAUACAU
This is a messenger RNA of Perognathus longimembris pacificus (Pacific pocket mouse), 3171 nucleotides long. Its product is annotated as zinc finger protein 883-like. The transcript has 5 exons. Gene Ontology annotation, biological process: negative regulation of transcription by RNA polymerase II. Gene Ontology annotation, cellular component: nucleus. Gene Ontology annotation, molecular function: RNA polymerase II cis-regulatory region sequence-specific DNA binding; DNA-binding transcription repressor activity, RNA polymerase II-specific. The record is from RefSeq and is a predicted model, not a curated record. The coding region runs from base 693 to 3023 and encodes 776 amino acids. NCBI's taxonomy places the organism in Eukaryota, Metazoa, Chordata, Mammalia, Rodentia, Heteromyidae.